Molecule: messenger RNA, 2691 nt
Organism: Helianthus annuus (common sunflower)
Lineage: Eukaryota; Viridiplantae; Streptophyta; Magnoliopsida; Asterales; Asteraceae
Exons: 8
Coding region: 16-2676 (886 amino acids)
Biological process (GO): proteolysis
Molecular function (GO): cysteine-type peptidase activity
Source: RefSeq, a predicted model, not a curated record
UUACUUGCAAGAACUAUGUCAAAGCAAACCACUGGCGGACGAUUAUUCAUGCUAAAUUUCCUAGCCUACUGGAACACUUUGUUUGUAGAGAUAACAAAGUCAACAACUGUUAAACAAAGUUUUCUACUUGCAAUUGACAAAGAGGAAGACAUUCCAAAUCUGGAUUGGUGCUCCUUCGUUUUAGAAUCGCUGAAACGAACAAGACAAGGUUGGAAAAAGUUAGACUCACAAUACAAUGGCCCGGUUGCAUUCCUAACGCUUCUAUACAGCCAUUAUUUCAACCAAAGACACAAAAUUUUCGAUGAACCUGUCAAAAUGCCUGUCAUACAGUAUGUAACCUCUGGUAUGAUCGACGACGUGGAAGAAUAUUUAUACAACAACAGGCCGCUAAGUGUUGAAGAUUGUGAUGAAGUGGAGGAAGACGAAGGAGCAAAUGAUAAUCGCCAGGAUCAACAACAUGUUACUGCCUCACACAUCAAUGGCAAUGAUCAUCAAAAUCAAGAGGCUACGACCGCACCAUUCGAAAUCGUAAAACAGAACACUUCGACGCUGUACACUGACCUUUUCGCUGACAACAUCCCGAUACACGAGGCAGCUGCGGUACAAGAAAACCUCACCGAAUUCAAUACAUUAGAUCAGCGUAUGGAAGAUACGGAUGAGUACAUGAUACCACCAGUGGAUACGACACAUGUCUACAACAGAAGAAACCUGGCUGGAAACCUGGAUGGGGAGGAUCCGAUUGACGAAGGUGACAUACCAUCAAAUACGGAUUGGUUUGACGGGUGGAAUCCGAAUGAACAUAUUUCAGCUUUGAAUUUAGAUGAAAUGGACAUAGGGACACAAACGCAAAAAGAGAUUGACCACUGCAGCACUCCGGUUCAACUAACCGGGGUGAUCUAUGAUCAUGCUGCGUGGGAAGCCUCGAAAAAAAGUAAAAAGGUGUUGUUGAAAACAAUGGACAAUAAUAUAAAGAAAUACAUUUCUCUGGUUUCGGAUAUGAAUAAUCUCGUUAAGGGGGUAAAGGAGAAGUAUUUCUGGGAUGUUGAAAUUAUGGAAAGGUGUAAAAGAUGGAAUGAUGCGGUUAAAAAUACAGUUUCUACAAAUACAGUUUCGAUACCUGAUGAAGUAAGCUAUGCUGGUGAUGAGGUGAUUCAAAACAAAGUUGGACAGUGUGGCGAAACAAAUCAAGAGUUAGAUGGCGAUGGAGAUGCAAGGUUGGAACAUGAAAACACGGUGAAAGAUAAAGGAUGUGAUGAUGUUCAUAAUACCCCAUUUGAUGAUGGUGGUAUUUCGGACACAUGCCUGGCAGCCUUACAAACCAUCGAACCAGGCGUAUACAGGCAGACUACAGAAGUGGCACAAGCAGAUGUGGUAAACAACAUGGACCAACCUGUAAAUUUGGCAGAGUGCAGUCAACAACAAGCACAUAAACAGAAUACAAUAACCGACGCCUAUGAUAAAGAAAAGCCUCCGACAACAUCAGCUGAUGAACCUGAUGAAGUAACCGAAGCAGAAAUGCAGUCUGUUGAGACACUUUUAAAAUUGGCUCCAAUCCUACAAACAUCAAGUGCAAGUAAUCAAAAGACUCCUGUGUCAGCGAACACAAAUAAAACGGAUGACGAGAGGCAUACACACCUAGUGAGAACACGUAUCAAGAUGAUCAGGGAAAAGAACGAAAAGCGGAUGGCAGAACUAGGUGACGCAUACAGAUCACCUUACUGCAACAGGGUAACCGACUUAUAUGAGCCACUUUUGGCACGUGACCAAACAAUCAUCUGUUAUCUCUUAGCUCCGGUGGGAGAUAUUGGGUCAUUGAUAUACAAGUCUGACAGUGGAGUCGAAACGCUAAAAAUCAUAUUUGAAACCUUCCACCCAUCGCAAUACAUAUCAUAUGGUGGAGUGGACGCAUUUGUAGAUGUUUUAAACUUUGAAGAGAAAAAAAGGGACAAAAAAUCAUCACCCUACAGGCUGUUCUUGCCAACUACAAUAUUGCAAGACGAAAUGUUUGAGCCAAAAAUCACAGAUAGUGAUCGAUUGAAAGUAUUCGGACCAAGCGUAGACGAUAUAUUGUGUAAGUAUCAGGUGAAGAAAGUUGACAAAGUUGAUCUCAUCUUCAUUCCAGUACUACUUUCUGAUCAUUACUGGUGCCUAUGCUUUAACAUGAAAAAUGGAGAUAUCGAGUUAAUAGAUAACUCUAGGUAUGCCGAAUCGUUUACCAAACGCUACCGUGGACGCCCCGAAAAGCUGCGGAGAGUUCUAAUACUAUACCUAAAAGGCAAAAUUGGACAAAAAGAGUGGAUAACAAAGUUGGAAAAGGCAAAAAUAAUUCGAAAGGAAAUGGAUUGGAGAACUCUUCAAAACGGUUGUGACUGUGGUGUCUUCACUAUGAGACAUAUGGAGACAUACAAGGGCAAAUCUCCAUGGGAUGCAGGGUUUAAAACGGAAGACCAAAAGAAGAUGCAAGAUUCACAACUACGGUUUUUGCGGUACAGGUAUCUUAGUAAGAUUGUAUUGUCCGACUACAAUCUUAUAAGGAAAGAGGUAUACGACAAAGCUACGGACUUUAUGAAGAAUUCGAUACCCGCAGAUGCUUUGCACGAUCUAGAUAGCAAAAUAAGUAACAGAUUGGAUCAGUUUUUCAAGCUCAAAAAGGGGAAACAAAAUGAAAAGUCGUAGGACUACUAUCUUGCU